Plectropomus leopardus (leopard coralgrouper) is the source of this 1915-nucleotide messenger RNA. It is a transcript of the gene ldhba, whose product is annotated as lactate dehydrogenase Ba. The record is from RefSeq and is a predicted model, not a curated record. Gene Ontology annotation, cellular component: cytoplasm. Lineage: Eukaryota; Metazoa; Chordata; Actinopteri; Perciformes; Serranidae. Gene Ontology annotation, biological process: lactate metabolic process; pyruvate metabolic process. Gene Ontology annotation, molecular function: L-lactate dehydrogenase (NAD+) activity.
CACGAAGACAACCUGGCAUCGUGCCUCUGCACCUCUCCUCACAUGUGAACCCAUCCUGCUGGUCACAUUGGCAAUCCAGCCUCCUCCUCCUCCUCCUCCUCCUCCUGCCUGAGACCCGUUCAGCUCCGCACUCUCCCCAUCUCUGCGCCAGCCUCCGGACUCCACUGUCUCCUCCACCGGAUCAGAUAACGGAUAUCAGCCCGUAGAAACUUCUAUAAAAACGUAGCUUUCAUCAUGUCCUCAGUGCUGCAGAAGCUGAUCAGCCCUUUGGCCAGCAGCCCCGCUGAGCCUCCCAGGAACAAGGUGACGGUGGUCGGGGUGGGCCAGGUGGGCAUGGCCUGUGCCGUAAGCAUCCUGCUUCGGGACCUGUGUGAUGAGCUGGCUCUGGUGGAUGUGAUGGAGGACCGUCUCAAGGGAGAGAUGAUGGACCUGCAGCAUGGCAGCCUCUUCCUGAAGACCUCCAAGAUAGUCGCUGACAAAGACUACGCAGUGACAGCCAACUCUCGCCUGGUCGUGGUGACGGCCGGCGUCCGCCAGCAGGAGGGCGAGAGUCGCCUCAACCUGGUGCAGAGGAACGUCAACGUCUUCAAGUCCAUCAUCCCCCAGAUCAUCAAGUACAGCCCCAACUGCACACUCAUUGUGGUCUCCAACCCUGUUGAUGUGCUGACUUAUGUGACCUGGAAACUGAGCGGUCUGCCCAAGCACCGCGUCAUCGGCAGUGGCACCAACCUGGACUCUGCCCGCUUCCGCUAUCUGAUGGCUGAACGUCUCGGCAUCCACGCCAGCUCCUUUAACGGCUGGGUGCUGGGAGAGCACGGAGACACCAGUGUGCCAGUGUGGAGCGGUGCUAACGUGGCUGGAGUCAACCUGCAGAAGCUGAACCCUGAGAUCGGCACAGACGGUGACAAGGAGCAGUGGAAGGCCACGCACAAGGCUGUAGUGGACAGUGCUUAUGAGGUGAUCAAGCUGAAGGGCUACACUAACUGGGCCAUCGGUCUGAGCGUGGCAGACCUGACUGAAAGCAUCGUCAAGAACAUGAGCCGUGUUCAUCCUGUCUCCACCAUGGUCAAGAACAUGUACGGUAUCGGCGAGGAGGUCUUCCUGUCUCUGCCCUGCGUGCUGAACAGCACCGGCGUGAGCAGCGUGGUCAACAUGACCCUGACUGACGCCGAGGUCAGCCAGCUGAGGAAGAGCGCCGACACGCUGUGGGGCAUCCAGAAGGACCUGAAGGACAUCUGAGCACACCGGCGCACAGAAGACACACCCAUGGUGCCCAGAGGCCUGUCGACACGCACACACUCCUUUAAUAUCGUCCCUGUCUCUUAGACUGUAUUGCUCUUAUUUUGAAGGAGAAUACCAGUGUUUUUUAAAAGAAUGUGCCAGUGAGAAUUUUACUUUCACACGCCUGAUUUGACUUUGAAACAGUAGUACACUCCUUUAAAAAAAUGUGCUCUCCAGCAGUUGUAAACUGUGUUUGUGUUACGAGAUGUAAGAUGAACCGUGUUACUGUUGUACUCUCGCUGUUUGGACCAGGAUCAAACACAAACCUCAAAAAGCCAAAAACCGUCACUGUCCUCUUCCACUGCUCACUGUACUGAGUCCUUCCUUUAGUCCACCAAGAGAAAGACCCUUAAUGUCUCGGCAAAGACACUAAAAAAUCCAAAAAGGAUGCCGUUUUCCUCCCGCCUUCGUCUAAAAGUGAGUCUCUCCAGCGGGCGGCCGCACACUUAGGUCAAAGCACAGUGAAUUUGUGAGUGUGAUGGUGGAGUGUUCUUCCCCUCCCGUUGUGUUUGCAGAGGGAGAUGGAGCAGCAGGGGAGGAGUGGGAAAGUCCAGCUCCAGUUGAUUUUUUUUGACAUCCGUUGUUACUGUCCGACCUUGUGUUGUGUGUAAAUUAAUAAAUUUGAUGAAGGUUA